Messenger RNA from Lolium perenne, 411 nucleotides. RefSeq lists its product as uncharacterized. The record is from RefSeq and is a predicted model, not a curated record. Lineage: Eukaryota; Viridiplantae; Streptophyta; Magnoliopsida; Poales; Poaceae.
AUGUCUUCUUCUGGAUCACCCAAAGAAAAAUCCUCCAUGAAUGUCGAUAACCCGUACAUGAACGAGCUGAAGAUGCAUCCUAAGGAGUUGUCGCUCAAGGAUGGGAAGGUGCAAGUAGAAGAUAUUCGGGGCCCUAAAGGAGAAAGCAGUCUGGAGGCUAGGAUGAAAAGGCUGGAGCAAGAAGUCUUUAGAUAUAAGAAGAUGGCAGAACGUGAAGUGGACAUUAUCCACAAGAUAAAUGCAGAACUCAUUGGUGAGCACAGGAAGGAAGUUGCAAAUCUUUGGGAUGAUAUUUUCUCGCUCCACGAGACCACCAACAAGAUAUUGGAAACCAAGUCGUCCUUUGUUGAUGGGGAGCCUUUACCUUGGAAGUUUGAUGAUGAGAAGGAUUCACCACCAUCGAUGGAGUAA